AUGUCUGCCUCUGUCAAGUUUACCGGCCUUUUGGCCCUCGCUUCCGCCGUUGCGGCUGUUCCCCACUACCAGCACGAGAAGUUCCACCACAGGGCUGCUUACCCAGUCAACGGAUGGGGUAACUCCAACACCACUGCCAUGGCUCAGGCUACCGGUACCGGUGCCUACCCUGGUGAACAGACUACCACCAUCGACACGACUUCGACCUCCACCUACACUCAGUACGAGACCGUCUACCAGAAGCCUUCCGGUCUUGCUGGAGGCAACAAGCAGGUCGAGGCCGCUGAUGCCUCGACUGGUGUCUGUGGCGCAACCGUCACUGUGACUGCUUCCGAGAAGGUCACUGUCACCGUCACUCCCGGUGGCGGUGCUGCUCUCCCCACCUCAUCUGCCGCUGGCAAUGGAUACGGAGUCCCUUCUUCAGUCAUGCCCGUCGCUGAGUCAAGCUCCACGGCCGCUGAGUACCCUGCCGCUCCUCCUGCCGACAAGCCCACUUCCUCUGCUGUCAAGAGCACCGUCGAGACUCCCGUAGCUGAGGCCACCACCUCUCCCGCUGCCGAGUACCCCGCCGCUCCUCCUGCUGCUUCGUCUUCCAAGGCUGAGUACCCUGCCGUUCCUGAGGCCCCCACCUCCAAGACCCCCGAGAUCACCGCAUCCGCUCCCCAGAAGCCCGUCGAGUCGGCCAGCUCUGUCGCCUCCUCCGCUGCUCCUUCCCCCACUGCUGGCAACAGCUACAGUGGCGUCAAGCGUGGUCUCGCCUACAACGAGGCUCACCUCUGCACCACCUUCGGCAGCAAGUUCGGCUUCGGUUACAACUGGGGACAGGUUGAGAGCAACGACAUCGGCACCUCCUUCGUCCCCAUGAUGCACGGUCCUAGCAAGUCUUCCGCCGACGAGUGGCUCGCCAACGUCGACACGGCCGUCAAGAAGGGUUCCACCGCCGUCAUGGGAUUCAACGAGUGUGACCACACCUCGCAGUGCAACCUGAGCCCCGAAGCCGCCUGCACCGCCUGGAAGGAAUACAUGAACCCCGUCAAGGCAGCCCACCCCGAGGUCACCAUUGUCGGACCCUCCGUUACCAACGGCCCUGCUCCGAUGGGAUUGGACUGGCUCAGCCGCUUCAACGACUGCUGCCCCGACGCCCACGUCGACGCAACCAACAUCCACUUCUACGACAUCUACGACGAGCAGACCAUCGACCGCUUCCAAGCUCAGGUCGAGAAGGCCGCCGACAUGGGUGGCAAGAAGGUCUGGAUCACCGAGUUCGGUCUCAACCCCGGCAGCGCCUCCGAGGAGCAAGCCGCCAGCUUCCUCAAGGACGCCAUGGCCUACCUCGACGGCUCCGACAAGGUCCAGGGUUACUCCUGGUUCAUGGUCGGUGACGGUGAGAACCAGCUCAACUCUGGCAGCGGCCUCUCGGCUGUUGGCAAGGUCUACGCUGGUGCCGCUUAA
Molecule: messenger RNA, 1452 nt
Organism: Alternaria incomplexa
Lineage: Eukaryota; Fungi; Ascomycota; Dothideomycetes; Pleosporales; Pleosporaceae
Exons: 2
Coding region: 1-1452 (483 amino acids)
Biological process (GO): fungal-type cell wall polysaccharide metabolic process
Cellular component (GO): fungal-type cell wall
Source: RefSeq, a predicted model, not a curated record